This is a messenger RNA of Zingiber officinale, 1508 nucleotides long. Its product is annotated as protein NEDD1-like. The transcript has 7 exons. Bases 21 to 1508 code for a protein of 495 amino acids. NCBI's taxonomy places the organism in Eukaryota, Viridiplantae, Streptophyta, Magnoliopsida, Zingiberales, Zingiberaceae. Gene Ontology annotation, cellular component: kinetochore microtubule. Gene Ontology annotation, molecular function: gamma-tubulin complex binding; protein binding. Gene Ontology annotation, biological process: regulation of mitotic spindle organization; regulation of phragmoplast microtubule organization; cell plate assembly. The record is from RefSeq and is a predicted model, not a curated record.
UAAUUUUGUUAAUCCAGCGGAUGGUGGCUGACUUUUACGGUGGGAAAAUCUUACUAAAGGUUAAUCUUUAUGUUCGUGCAGACCUAGUGGUUGCUAGUGCUGGUGACGAUAAAAAGAUAUCACUUUGGAAUAAAAAUGGCCAAAGUAUGGGAUCCUUUCCUUCUCACGGCAGCGACCUUGCUGAUGACAUUGAGGAAUCCAUAAAUUGUAUCAGCUUUAGUAAUAAAAGUUCUAGAUAUCUUUGCUCUGGAGGAAGUGGGCAUAUUGUCAAAAUAUGGGACCUGCAGAGGAAAAGGUGCAUCAAACGGUUGAGUGGUCAUAUUGACACAAUUACAGGUGUAAUGUACAACUGCAAAGAUGAACAUUUAGCAUCCAUCAACGAGAAGGGGGAUCUCAUACUUCAUUAUCUUGCUUCCGGAACACGGGCUGAACUCAAGGAUCCAAAUGGGCAGGUACUAAGAGUACUUGAUUAUUCUCGAUUUAGUCGACAUCUUUUGUCAACAGCUGGGGAUGAUGGAUCUGUUCAUAUUUGGGAUACAACUGGUCGCAGACCAAAGGUUUCUUGGUUGAAACAGCAUUCUGCCCCAACAACUGGUAUUUGCUUCUCUCCAUCAAGUGACAAGAUUAUUGUUACAGUUGGUCUUGAUAAAAAGUUGUAUAUGUUUGAUUCUGGAACAAAAAGACCCUCAUAUUGCAUGCCUUUUGAGGCACCCUUCUCAUCGCUGGCAUACUAUGAUGAUGGUAAUCUAUUGGCUGCUGGGACAAAUAAUAGACGUGUAGUAUUCUAUGAUGUUCGAGGGAAACCUCAACCUUUCACAGUUCUUCGUGCAUACAGUAGUUCAGAGGCAAGGGAACUGAAGCCAAAAGAUGUCAAAGUCGUAUGUAACUACCCAGAGGUAUUCCCGGAUGAACUACCAGGGUUAGCACCUGACCGAGAAAUCGAGUUCGAAAUUGAAUUGAUCCCUGGAACAAAGCCGAUCUCUAAAGCACCUUACCGUAUGGUGCCGGCUGAAUUGGAGGAACUUCAAAAACAGCUACGGGAGUUGCUCGACAAGGGACUUAUCCGACCUAGUCACUCACCAUGGGGGGCUCCGAUACUGUUCGUUAAAAAGAAAGAUGGGUCUAUGCGAAUGUGCAUAGAUUAUCGAGCACUGAAUAAAGUUACAAUCAAGAACAGAUAUCCCCUACCACGGAUUGAUGAUCUGUUCGACCAGUUGAAGGGGGCCACUGUUUUCUCCAAGAUUGACUUGAGAUCUGGCUAUCAUCAAGUGAAGGGCAGCUCUUACCCACCGCUUCCACCGACCAGUGAUUUUUUUAGUCAUCUUCGAGAUGAUAUUUUUAGAUGGUUUGACUCCCUAGAAACUAAGAUGACCGAUCAGUAUAACUCUCUCCAAGGACAAAUUAUGGAUUUUCAGCAAGAGAUGGCUGAUCGAGCUGAUGCUUUUGAGAGGGAGCAGCGUAGGAUGUUUGACUAUCUUCGUGCUACAGAUGAUGAUAAGGACGAGUGA